This is a messenger RNA of Aspergillus ruber CBS 135680, 3705 nucleotides long. RefSeq lists its product as uncharacterized. Gene Ontology annotation, biological process: regulation of DNA-templated transcription. The transcript is spliced from 3 exons. The record is from RefSeq and is a predicted model, not a curated record. NCBI's taxonomy places the organism in Eukaryota, Fungi, Ascomycota, Eurotiomycetes, Eurotiales, Aspergillaceae. The coding region runs from base 1 to 3705 and encodes 1234 amino acids. Gene Ontology annotation, molecular function: DNA binding; hydrolase activity.
AUGUCCGAAGCGCGAAGACCUGUCUUUUUCAAAAAUUAUGAUAGCACUGCUCUCCCCGGAUACUCCCCUACGCCUUUGAUUUCGAUUCCUAAACUGGCAACAGAACUUGAUGUUCGUGCCGUGCUCGUCAAGAACGAGAGUAACCGACUUGGACUUCCCUCAUUUAAAGUCCUUGGCGCGUCUUGGGGUCUAUAUCGCGCGUUGACGGCUCGCCUUGGGCUUUUGCCGACUAUAUCAUGGGCGGAAUUGACCGAGAGGAUUAAGAUGGCGCCGAGCCCUCUCACUGUCAUCACAGCGACAGACGGAAACCAUGGACGGGCUGUUGCAUAUAUUGCGAAACUGCUAUCCAUCAAAUGCGAAAUUUAUGUGCCACGUACUAUGGAUGCUCACACUCAAGCCCUAAUCAGCGGUGAGGGUGCCACUGUCCAUGUUGUGCAAGCAGACUAUGAUUGUGCGGUGCAGACAGCCGCCAAAGCAUCCCAGGCUGUAGAUGGUGGGCUAUUGGUGCAAGAUACCUCGUUUGAAGGCUACGAGGAGAUCCCGGCAUGGAUCGUCGACGGAUACUCGACUAUGAUGACCGAGAUCGACUCACAGUUGGCCGACAUAGGUUUUCAGAGCACCACCGUGGUUACGCCCGUUGGCGUGGGGUCAUUGGCACAUGCUGUUGUCAAGCACUUCAAGGCUCGUCCUGAGGGCCCGAAGGUGGUUACGGUAGAGCCAGACACAGCGGCGUGUUUAUAUCAGAGCCUUAAGGCUGGCCAGAUGAUACCAGUUGAAACUACACCAACAAUCAUGGAUGGCUUGAACUGCGGUACUGUUACACCAGUCGCGUGGAACGACCUGCGUCGACAUGUAGAUGCAAGCGUCACUGUGUCUUGUUACGAGAGUCACUGUGCUGCGCAAUACUUAGCAUCCGAAGGCGUUACUGCAGGUCCUUGUGGAAGUGCAAGCCUUGCAGCAUUGAGGCGAAUUGCAGAAUCGAAAGAAAGCUCACGUAUUCUGAAAAGCGAUUCAGUCGUGGUUUUGUUAAGCACUGAAGGUUAUAGACCAUACCCGAUUCCUCACGAUGUAUCCAUCGAUGACCCAGUAUCUCUCACCCAAGAACUGACACGAAUUGACUCGUCAAACGUGACUCUAUCCGCUGCAGAUGGCGCUGGUGAGACAGGCAUAAUCGAGUAUAUCUCAGCAUGGCUUGCGCAUCGCGGUAUUGAAACUCACCGCAUUGAAACUGUCUCUGGUCGUCCUUCAGUCGUUGGCGUUCUUCGUGGUAGCGGUGGCGGUAAGUCAUUGAUGCUCAAUGGCCAUGUGGACACUGUUAGUCUGGCCAGCUACGACCAUGAACCGCUGUCUGGUAACUUGGGAGAGAGAAAUGGCUGUCCUGUUGUGUUUGGUCGCGGUAGUUUGGACAUGAAAGGUGGGCUAGCUGCAGCUCUAUCGGCCUUUGCUGCGAUUAAGACGAGUGGAUGUACCCUUGGUGGCGAUGUGAUUCUGGCUGCCGUGUCCGACGAAGAAGACGCUUCCCAGGGAACUCGCGACCUCAUCGAGGCUGGAUGGAAAGCAGACGGUGCAAUUAUACCAGAACCGACAAUGUGUGCGAUUGUCCCUGCCCACAAAGGGUUCCUUUGGGUGGAAAUCGAUAUCCUCGGUGUUGCUGGCCACGGCUCGAACCCUGCCACUGGAGUCGACUCGAUCCUCUUGGCCGGUCAUUUCUUGACUGCUCUAGAGAGGUACCAGCGCCAACUUCCCGUAGACGACGUACUUGGGCCGGCGUCUCUCCACUGUGGUCUAAUCAAGGGUGGCGAGGAGCCAUCGUCUUAUCCAGCAAAGUGCACCAUUACAGUGGAAUUCCGAACCGUACCAGGACAGACAGGCGAAUCUAUUUUCCGGGAUAUGCAAAAAAUUCUGGCGGAUAUCGCCAAAAAAACUCCGGGAUUCAAAUACGCAGACCCCCGGGUCACCAUCUCUCGUCCAACCCAGAAGAUCCCAUAUGAUCACCCUUUGGUCCAGAAGACGGCUGAUCUUGCGAAGAAAUCGUUAGGACGAUCGCCUUCGGUUGAGGGCGCGGCGAUCUGGUGUGAUGCAGCUUUACUCACUCAGGCUGGUACGCCAGCCAUUGUGUUUGGUCCUUCUGGCGAGGGUCUCCAUGCGAAGGAGGAAUGGAGCUCUGGUGACUUUGACCAAACAAUUGGCUACGACUUUCCUGUCGGGGAACAACUACCUGGACUUGCUGAGAUCGACAACAACGAAUCCCCAAACGACUUCACCAAUGUCAGUCUCUGGCUGAACGGUGCAUAUCGUCCACCUAUACCAUGUAGCCAUUGCAGUGUAAACCGGCUACAAUGCCUCAUUAUCCAGACUACACAGGCGAAUCCUAACCCGGCUACUUCGUGCUCCAGCUGUGUUGCAUUGUUCAGAGAAUGCAGCCUCGCUCGGGGAGAGAAACGCCAACCGGCAGGGUUUGAGACUGAUACGCCGGUUCUUGGUCAUCUCCAUGGGGUUCCGGAGCAGACAGAAGGACAGCCUAGCCAGACACAGGCACCGGGCGAUCACGAUAACACCCAGGAAGAAGGUAUUUACCCACGAAGCAAUACCGGCUUUCAUAGACAGAAUUUCUCGAAAAGAGGCGCGAAAAUUUUGAGGGACUGGUAUUACCAGCAUCAGGAAUAUCCAUAUCCCUCUAAUGAGCAAAAAGCCGAACUUGCUCGUGAGACCAACUUCACCAGGAAGCAGGUGUCUGAUUGGUUUACCAAUGCACGGAGACGCCAGAAACAGACGAUACAAUUCUCCAGACCAGCCCAGGUCUUCCGUGCCGGCUCACCCAUGCCGACUAGCGGGAUCGAGUCCUUGACACCCCUGGAGAGGUGGCAGCAGUCACCACCCGAGGACGAACCCGUGCCUGAAUCGGCCAUUAAAAACGCAAUCGCAUCAACAUCCACUGAUAUGACCCGGUCAAGUUGGAACACCUCGCACAGGGUAGAUGAUAUCUUCCAAAAUAGCGCAGACGAUGUUACCUCUGCGUCCAGUGUUGGCAGUAGAAAUUCCUACGCAUCCUCCGACAGUGCCGCAUGGAGCUAUCAUUCUGGAGAGAGCUUGCCAUUUCCACUACUUUCUAGAAGAUCAUCUAUUAGAUGUCGAAAGAAACGGGUGCGGAGCCAAUCAUCACAAAAAGAGCGUCGAUAUCAGUGUACGUUUUGCACUGACACAUUCGCAACAAAGUACGACUGGAACAGACACGAGAAAAGCGUGCACUUAUCCCUAGUGUCGUGGAUUUGCGUCCCAGAACUCGCAGAGACCUGGCAUACAAACGAUGGACAAGCAGGAUCAACAUGCAAAUUCUGCGAUACCCCCACUCCAUCAAUGUCCCACAUCGAACUGCACGAGUUCGACAUCUGCGCCACAAGGCCCCAAUCCGAGCGCACGUUCAGUCGUAAAGACCAUCUCUGGCAGCACCUGCGCAAAUUCCACCGCUGCACUAAACUGCCCAGUAUGGAUGUCUGUCGGACAGAGUCUAACAAUGUGCAUAGUCGGUGUGGAUUCUGUGGUAUUGUUUUCAAGACUUGGUCUGCAAGGGCAGAUCAUCUGGCGGAACACUUCAAAAGUGGCAAGCAGAUGGACCAGUGGACUGGCGAUUGGGGACUGGAGUCGUCCGUGCUAGCGGCGCUGAAGGAUGCGAUGUUGCCGGGUGAUAGAGCUGGACCGGGAUAG